AUGAAAUUGGAGAAUAUCAUUCUUCCUGGACGAGACGUUUGGUCUCGCUGGGAUGUGGACGUCGAAGCGGGCAGAAUCACCUCCAUCAACCCGUCGACAAGCUCAUCCUCAUCCUCGUCCUCGUUCUCAUCGUCCACUCCGGCAUCUCUUCUCCUCCCAUCGCUCUGCCAUCCACAUAUCCACCUCGACAAAGCGUAUCUAUUGACCAGCAACAACCAACACCAUCCAACAUACCCGCACGACCUAACCCCCCAAACCGGCUCCUUCCACGAAGCCCUCUCAUCCACAUCCCUCGCCAAACACCGCUACACCCCAACCGACCUGUACCUACGCGGAUCGCAACUCCUAGCAACAUCCGCACUGCAGGGCGUCACAUCAUGCCGGGCCUUUGUCGAACUCGACCACGUCACGGGCCUAGCGUGUCUCGAGACCGCGGUGGCGCUGAAACACGCAUUCCGCACCACGCUGCGCGUCCAGAUCUGCGCGUUUGCCCAGGACCCGAUCUUCAGCACGGCGCACGGCGAGGAGAACCGGCGGAUUCUCGUGGCCGGGCUGGACCGGUACAGAGCCGAAAUCGAAGUCCUAGGUACGACGCCCUAUGUUGAGCAAACCGCCGAGGCGAGUCUGCGCAAUAUUCGCUGGGCGAUCGAUACGGCUUUGGAGCGUUCGCUGCAUUUGGAUUUCCAUCUCGAUUAUAAUCUGGACGUGGGGCGGGCGGUGAUGGUUUGGGAUGUGCUUCGGUUGUUGAGGGAGGCUGGGUGGAAGAAGGAGGAGAGGAGGGCGCAAACGGACAGAAGAAGAGGAAGAGAUGGAAAAACGGUCGUCUUGGGUCAUUGCUCGCGGUUGACGCUGUGUAGUGAGGGUGAGAUGGUGGAGUUGGCGAAGGAAAUUAAAGAGUCGGGCCUGCCGGUUGCGUUGGUCGGGUUGCCGACCAGUGAUUUGUUUAUGAUGGGGCGGCCGGUGCAGUUGGAAGAAGCACAACCACAACCACAAAUACAACCCCCCUCCCCCAUCACCAGCAAUGCACACCGUCCGCGCGGAACCCUACAGAUUGUAGACAUGAUCCGCCAUCUAGGUCUGUCCGCCUGUCUGUCCGUCAACAACGUCGGCAACGCAUUCACGCCCUGGGGCACAGGAGACCCCCUAAGUCUGGCGUCUUUGGGCGUGGGUAUCUACCAGGCCGGCACGGACGACGAUGCGAAGAUUCUUUAUGAAUGCGUCAGUUCACGGGCGAGGGAGGCGAUAGGGCUCGAAAUGGAGAGAGAUACGAAAAGUCAACCAGAAGAUAUGUCCGAAACUCGAACGAACACGAAUACUAAUACUCAAACGAAGACCGAAACGAAUACUCAUACCCAUACUGAUCUUGAUACCGAUACUCUGAUACUCGAAGAAGGUCAUCACGGCCCAUUCCUCCUCAUCCGCAAUGAAGAGUGGGUUGGCUGUCCUGGCCACUUGGGCAUCAAAGUCCCGGCUCGUCAGCGCGUCAGUGUCAGGGAUGUGGUGUGGGAUGUGCCUGAUGUUGCGCUUAGGCGGGUCAUAUAUUGA
Messenger RNA from Capronia coronata CBS 617.96, 1545 nucleotides. RefSeq lists its product as uncharacterized. The transcript has 4 exons. Lineage: Eukaryota; Fungi; Ascomycota; Eurotiomycetes; Chaetothyriales; Herpotrichiellaceae. The record is from RefSeq and is a predicted model, not a curated record. Bases 1 to 1545 code for a protein of 514 amino acids. Gene Ontology annotation, molecular function: hydrolase activity, acting on carbon-nitrogen (but not peptide) bonds, in cyclic amidines.